AUGGGAGCAUAUAAGUACAUUCAGGAAAUAUGGAAAAAAAAGCAGUCCGAUGCAAUGCAUUUUUUAUUGCGUAUUAGGACCUGGGAGUACAGGCAACUACCAGUUGUGCACCGGGUGUCGAGACCGAGCAGACCCGACAAGGCAAGGAGAUUAGGAUAUAAAGCAAUUCAAGGAUUCGUAAUAUAUCGUGUAAGAGUUAGAAGAGGAGAUAGAAAGAAGAGAGUAAGGAAAGGUGUAGUCCAUGGGAAACCAAAACAUCAAGGUGUACAUAAACAAAAAUCAAAAAGAAAUUUAAGAAGCGUUGCAGAGGGAAAAGUUGGGAAGAGUAUAUGUGGAAAUUUACGUGUAUUAAAUAGUUAUUGGGUUGGUCAAGAUGCUGUAUAUAAAUAUUUUGAAGUUAUACUAGUAGACCCUAUGCAUAAUGCUAUAAGAAAUAAUGCAAAAAUUAAUUGGAUUUGUAAUCCUGUGCAUAAGCAUAGAGAAUUAAGAGGUUUAACAUCGGCAGGGAAAAAAUAUAGAGGACUACGUGUUAAGGGUCACCUAUCAUCAAAGAGUAGACCAUCUGUUAGAGCUAACUGGAAGAGAAGGCAAUUAAUAAAAUUGAGGAAAUGCCGAUAA
Molecule: messenger RNA, 618 nt
Organism: Plasmodium malariae
Lineage: Eukaryota; Apicomplexa; Aconoidasida; Haemosporida; Plasmodiidae
Product: 60S ribosomal protein L15, putative
Exons: 2
Coding region: 1-618 (205 amino acids)
Biological process (GO): cytoplasmic translation
Cellular component (GO): cytosolic large ribosomal subunit; ribosome
Molecular function (GO): structural constituent of ribosome; RNA binding
Source: RefSeq, a predicted model, not a curated record